Funneliformis mosseae is the source of this 227-nucleotide messenger RNA. The record is from the annotation of a GenBank genome assembly. Lineage: Eukaryota; Fungi; Glomeromycota; Glomeromycetes; Glomerales; Glomeraceae.
CUGAUAAGAUUAAAAAAUAUGAAACAGAAAGACUUAUCAAGUAUUUGCGGGAGGAUUCCAAAUCAGAAGGCUUAGAACUUAACAAUAACUUUUUUACAAAGCUUGAGGAGAAAGAAAUCACUGAUAGUUCAUUUCUCAAACUAACCAGAUGGGAUUUUAAGGAAUAUGAAAUAACAUUAGGACAAGCAUUAGAACUUGAGAAUUAUAUAAAAAGGUUGGAUGAGUAA